Molecule: messenger RNA, 959 nt
Organism: Cynara cardunculus var. scolymus (artichoke)
Lineage: Eukaryota; Viridiplantae; Streptophyta; Magnoliopsida; Asterales; Asteraceae
Product: tyrosine-protein phosphatase DSP1-like
Exons: 5
Coding region: 56-682 (208 amino acids)
Biological process (GO): protein dephosphorylation
Cellular component (GO): cytoplasm
Molecular function (GO): phosphatase activity
Source: RefSeq, a predicted model, not a curated record
CAUUCUAUAACUGCCGUAGACCGGAAAUACUCCUGGAAUAUUCUUCUUCUUCUCCAUGUUUUCUCUCUCUAGAUCUUCUCUCUGUGAUUCUCAUACCAUGAAAGUGGACCAAGAAGUCAAACAAGAAGGUGGUGAUAAGUGCAGAGCCAUCAAGUUCGUUGAACCGCUUCCCAAGCUCUCAGCAAUGGUUACCGGAAAGGUGGAUGCUAACGGCGAUGAGCUAUAUCCUCCUGUUAACUUCUCCAUGGUCGAUUAUGGCAUCUACCGUUCCGGUUUCCCGGAGUCUGCCAACUUUGCGUACCUUAAAGCCCUAGGCCUCCGCUCUAUCGUAUAUCUGUGUCCUGAAGCAUAUCCGGAGCAUAACUUGGAGUUUUUGAAGUCUAAUCGGAUUCAGUUGCUUCAGUUUGGUAUUGAAGGCACUAAGGAACCUUUUGUUGAUAUUCCUGAGGAUACCAUUCGAGAAGCAUUAAAAGUUGUCCUUGAUGUAAGAAAUCAUCCUUUGUUGAUUCAUUGCAAAAGAGGGAAGCAUCGAACUGGUUGUCUUGUGGGAUGCUUAAGAAAAAUGCAGAGAUGGAGUCUACUUUCUAUUUUUGAUGAAUACCAGAGGUUUGCAGCUGCCAAAGCCAGAGUCUCAGACCAGAGGUUUAUGGAAUUGUUUGAUGCCUCUAGCUUGAAGAGGUAAAACCUAUUCUGAGGAGCUACAUGUCCUUUGGCUAGUGGCUAUUUGGGUCAGAAUAAACUGGAAUAGGCGAUGAUUUCCGCGAAUAUAUUUAGCAUUCAGGAUGAUGUUUGCCGUUCAUUGAGGAUUACACAAAUAGAUUUUUCUUACUGUUAGGACUAUGAGUUCUCUCUGCUCCCAUUGCUAUCCACUAGUUGAUUCUAUCAUUUGCUAAGAUGUUUAAUCAUUUGUAACCUAUUGAAAGGAGCCAACGUAACUUAAUAAAAAAAAUAUUUUUAGA